Molecule: messenger RNA, 3590 nt
Organism: Rhopilema esculentum
Lineage: Eukaryota; Metazoa; Cnidaria; Scyphozoa; Rhizostomeae; Rhizostomatidae
Product: kelch-like protein 20
Molecular function (GO): protein binding
Source: RefSeq, a predicted model, not a curated record
AACAAUCGACGGGGGUAAUCAGAUGGGAUUCAUUGAAGGCAUAAAGACAUUUAACAGCGGACAGGUGGCGAAGACCUCAUUUAUAAAAGGAAAUAACAGGUAGCUCCAACACAAAACAUAGCACGCUGGACGAAAACUUUGUAAGGCCGUAUGUGCAUCACAUCAUAAAAGGACAAUUGGUUUUCGAUGGAAUUUGCCCAGCGGUACUCAAUGAAGAUAUCUUAGUGUUCAGAUAUCUAACAUCCGACAUCUACAGCAACAAAAGUUUUCAAAAUGAGAGAAAAAAGGCAGCAUUAUUUGAAAGAUGGGCCUGAAAAACAGGAAGCCAGGAAAAAUAAAGAUAUGUUUUGCUUCGAGAGCUCACACCAUGAAAACAGCCUUUUGAACAAACUGAAUGAAUUUUACCAGUCACAAACACUAUGUGACGUUACCUUGAUAGCUGAGGGGCAGAAAAUCAAAACACACAAGGCAGUACUUGCUGCUUGCAGUCCUUAUUUUACUACCAUGUUUACGACAAAUCUGAAAGAAAGUGCCCAAGAUGUCAUAGAGCUCAAGGAUAUAACGUUUUUAUCUCUUCAAACUCUCGUGACGUUUUGUUACACUAGCUCGAUUGAAAUUUCAGCUGAAACUGUUUUUGAACUUCUCACAGCUGCGGAUAUGCUGGAUUUUACGGUAAUUAAAGACAGCACAAGUGCUUUUCUUUCAAGUAAAUUAACGCCAUCAAACUGUAUGGAAAUCUCAGUCUUUGCAGACCUUCAUAACUGUCAGACAUUGAGGUCAUAUUCAUUGAAGUAUGCUCAGCAAAAUUUUCGACACGUGACAAGGACCGAGGCUUUUCUGGAAGCAACUUACGAACAGGUCGAAGAGCUCUUAUCAUCUGAAAGCCUCGGUAUCACUACGGAGAAAGACGUAUUCGAGGCGUUGAUGGUAUGGGUGAAGCAUGACACUGCGAAGAGGGAAAAGCGUCUGUCAAGUCUAUUCAAACAUGUGCGUUUGCAUCUGCUUCCACCCAAAGAAAUAGUCGACUGUGUUGAACAUGAGCCAUUAAUUGAAAACAGUAGCUCUUGUAUGAAGCUUGUGAAUGCAGCGAAAACACACCAUCUGAUUCCUGAUUGGUCAGUUGACAAUGCGCCGCAUGAGUUCCAGUCGAGGUCACUUCACAAAGAGGCAAAGAUCUACUUGGUUGGAGGCGAAGUCCACCAGAAGGUUUUCAGCUCAUUAGAGGUCUAUUCAAUGGCAAAAGAUAACUGGGAGAAGCUGAAAGGCAUGAACAAGCAAAGAGACGGCGUCGGAGUAUCCACGUAUGACGGAAAGAUAUACGCCGUUGGAGGAUGCGAUGGACAGUCAGCCUUGAGCUGCAUGGAAGUGUAUGACCUCGAUUCAAAUCAAUGGCAAUUUCGGAGUUCUAUGCACGAGGCUAGACAUGCGUUAGCAGUGUCUGAGUUAGAUGGUUGGUUGUAUGCAUUGGGCGGGAGCAAUUUCACAACAGCAGAAUACUGCUCGGCGGAGCGCUACGAUCCCGUGCGGGACAACUGGAGCUUUCUGCCACACAUGAACGCAAAACGAGAAGGCCUCGCGUCUGUCUCCUUGGAAGGAGCUCUGUACGCAAUGGGGGGUGACAACGGCGUUUGUAUUCUUAACACAAUGGAACGUUUCGAUCCUCGAACGGGCAAAUGGUAUUUCACGUCAUCGAUGGGAUUUCGCCGUCGUUACUUCGGAGCUGCUGUGUUGAACGGUGCGAUAUAUGCAUUGGGUGGUAGCGAUUUUGACCAGGACUUAAACUCAAUCGAAUGUUUUGAUCCCCGUGCUAACAGAUGGCAGUUCCUACCAUCUAUGACCACAAGAAGAGAAAGUGUUGCGGUUGCUGCGCUCGGUGAUAAGAUAUUGGCUAUUGGCGGUGCAUGCAUGAACAAGGAAACAAGCUCAGUGGAAGUGUAUGACCCAGUCCUGAAUAAAUGGGACAUCUUUGCGCCAAUGGUAAACGCGAAAGAAGGAAUGGGGGUGGUUGUUCUCUGAAAUGCCAAGUCGAAAUCGGUUUGAUUGAUGGAAGUCCAUCAGUGAGGAAUGGUUUAGUACGUAAAAUCAAGAUCUUGAGACCCAUAGGGCCUAACUAAGGCAAAAGCAAAGCAUUGUUAUGAUUGGCUAAAGGAAGGCGUGGGGAGAUCACAAAUUGACAAGUGGUCAAAACCGUCAAAGGAUUACCCCUGAUGAGACCAGAGAAACAGCUAACAAAAACUUACGAAAGCUGUGUGUUCUUAGAACAGUUCACUGUAUAUGUUCCAAAAAAUUGUUGCUUUCAAUACCAUUUAUUUUGUAAGCCAAAUUUCAAUAUUAAAAAGUUAUUGAUAUGGUAAAUGAUUAUAAAAAUAAAUUGAGUCGGAUAAAACAUAUAGAUGGAACAUUAUUAAGGUCAUUCUUAAGUUUAGUAAAGGAAGUCAAGAUCGUGAGAGACAUGGGGCCCAACUGAGGCAAAAGCAAGCUUCGAUAGACUUCCUUAUGACUCAGCAAAGGAAUGGUAUUGAUAUCAGGUAAUCAUAGCUGCCAUGGGUUUAUCCGCAGUGGGACCAAAGAGCAGUUGAGCAAGACUUACAACAGUUGUGCCAUGCAGUUCACUAAAGUGUUGCUAGAAAGACCAUUUAUUUUGUAAGCUCCAUGAAACAAUAUAAAGUUGUAAAUGUGAUAUAAAAUACUAAAUCGAAUUAAACAUUAAGAUUGAAAUAUUUAAGAUUAUUAUUUUUCAAAAUCAAGAAAGUCUAUACCUACUUAUGCUAUAUGAGUGAAUCUUUCCAUUGGAACACAGGGCAAUGCAAAAAUGAUAUAGCCUUGAAAGGUCAGAAAGUUGAUUCAACAAGGUGUUUGACCAGAGUCCAGAAAAAAUUAUGGCUCCACAGCUGUGAGCCGGAGGAAGGCAAUGAAACAAAGUAGUAGCUUUGAGGAAGGCAUAACUUAUGAAGUGAGAGAAAUUUAACGUUUUGCUGGAGCUUUUCUUUUUUCUGACAAAGCAUUAAGACCAAACCAUUGAUAAUUUUACUAAUGAAAAGGUACAAGGAAAUUCUGAGGAAGGCAAAUGGGACAAAAUUUCGUUUGGAAGAAAGCUGAGGCGUUUUCUGAACUCUGUGUUGACACUAAUUAAGAUGAUUAACGUUGGUAAUCACUUCACUAACCAGUUGGUUUAGCAGUUGUUAUGAUACGGGUUUUAAAGGCUCUUGCGCAACCAGCAUGCUUUGCGACUAUUUUUUCAAAACCGGCCGAAUAUCGAACUGAAUGAAAAUACAAAAAACAAGCAAUUUUUCAAGACAGCUGCCGCUAAGCAUGCCGGUUGCGCAAAGAGCCUUUAAAGCUGCGUUAGCUAAAUCAUUGCUAAGAAAGAGCGUGGAUAACUACAUCAGUGUUUCUACAAAAAACGCUAGCUUCUAUUCAUUAUCAGCAACAUUUAAACAUGGCGCCACUGAUCGAAUCUAUUCACAGCCUAUGAGUAAGAGGGCCUCUGACAGGCACUAAGCUCUUGUUAUCAAAACUCUCUCUUGAGGAUCAAGAUCUUUUAAGGUAGAGGAGGUGAAAAUAAAACAGGAUGGUGGGAUAGAUAAACA